This is a messenger RNA of Hemibagrus wyckioides, 517 nucleotides long. It is a transcript of the gene atp5mf, whose product is annotated as ATP synthase membrane subunit f. NCBI's taxonomy places the organism in Eukaryota, Metazoa, Chordata, Actinopteri, Siluriformes, Bagridae. Gene Ontology annotation, biological process: proton motive force-driven mitochondrial ATP synthesis. The transcript has 4 exons. Gene Ontology annotation, molecular function: proton-transporting ATP synthase activity, rotational mechanism. The coding region runs from base 121 to 390 and encodes 89 amino acids. The record is from RefSeq and is a predicted model, not a curated record.
CCAUCGAAGAAGAACGGGGAUAGUGACGUCAUAUUCGUGAGCUUCAACGCCCCGCCCCCUACCCGUCCACUCCAUUUUAUUCCCAACAUACAUCGCGGCAGAUUCCGAGCUUAAAGCAAGAUGGCGGACAGACCAGUGCCCUUGGCUGAGAAGAGGCUCAUGGAUGUGAAGCUUGGUCAGCUGCCAUCCUGGCUCGGUACACGGGACUUCACCCCUAACGGCCUGCUCGGUUCUGUUCGCAAAGGCUAUGAAAGAUAUUACAACAAGUACAUCAACGUGAAGAAGGGAGGGUUUGGCGGCAUCGCCAUGAUUCUGGCUGGUUAUGUUGUACUGAGCUACGUUUGGGAAUAUGAUCAUAUUAAGCAUGACCGCUGGAGAAAGUACCACUGAAUCCACCCGGACCUCAUGGACCACAGAGACUCGGGCUGUUCCGGCAAUCGUGAUCAGCACACCUGAUUCAUGGAUGUUGUUGUGUAUAAAUUUAUUUGUGACCAAGAAAUAAACUAAAAUUAAUUGA